Messenger RNA from Pseudo-nitzschia multistriata, 1822 nucleotides. NCBI's taxonomy places the organism in Eukaryota, Bacillariophyta, Bacillariophyceae, Bacillariales, Bacillariaceae. The record is from the annotation of a GenBank genome assembly.
CCGAACCAAACGCCAAGAACUCUCAAACAAAAGCAACCGAAUCCAGGAAAAUGGCAGCAGUGGGACAACAAGAACCAACACCAACGUCGGCACGACCCGGGAAGGCCGGUCGUUGCAAUUAUGACCAGUGGGACAAGGUCACACGAACGCUCGUGAACGAAGCCGAGCAAGAGGAAGAACAAGAAAUCGAGGAAAGCAAGAAAGCCCUGGGACUGGACGGUAAAUACGCCGAUUCGCAGGCCCACGCGGAAGAACGGGAAAAGGCGAAGGACGUCUUGAAGGCCAAAAAGGUUUUGGAAAAAUACCAAAAACGAGAAUCGGCCGUCCGGACCGAACUCAAGGGUCUGCUCGGACCGCCGCCUUCGAAGAAUGGCGACGGGGAGGAGGAAGAAUCGAAGGCUACCGAAUCCAAGACGGUUCGGGUGACACGCGACAUGAUUGACGCCGGAAAGCGUGUCGUUGUGAUCGCCGACACCUCCGGGGCAUCCCAAAGCGACACGCUGGUCCUUACGUCGGACCUGAGUCUUCUCGAAUCCAAAAUGAAGGCCAACACCACUACCAAACCGAAGCAAUACGCCGAAGACGCCGAGAACGAUGUCGACGAGUCUAAGGAGAAGGGAGUGGAGCGCAAGAUUUAUGGCCUCAUCAAGUGCUUCGUGACCAACGUCCACAACUGCACCAUCUUGAUCAAAUGCAAGGUCAUUUCUGGAAGUCUCGAAAUCAACCAUUGUUCCAACGUCGUCGUAAAGAUCGAACGGGACGCUACCGUUGCGACCAUUCAGGCCGAUCUAUGCGAGAACAUCUCUAUUAUUUUCAACGACGCUCCCUCGGGGAAAAACGGUGCAACGUACGCCGGGGGCAUUCCCAUGGACACCUCGACAGACUCCAAGAAUCGUAUUUAUUGGGGACAAGACAAGGAAGAUCGCAUCUUCCAUGCGGGUGUCAAGAAUAUGAGGGUUCAGAUCAACCGGGACGGCUUUAUGGAAACAGAACGAAUCUGUGACUACACCUUCGACGGCGCCAAGGCCAUCGGCAAUGCCACCGAAGAAGAAUUUCAGUUCGUGACGAGUUGCAUCGACGAAGAACUCGUUACGGAAGCCGUCGUUCGCGAGGGCUCGACCACCGGGCAGAAUGCCAGACCCCUGACAAAACGCGAAAUCGAGGAAGAAAAGGUAAAACGAGAAAAGGCCGGAAACAUGGCAACCCAAAUGGCCGAAAACAUGUUCAAAUUCAAGGAAGUCGGGAAGGACGGCGCCAAAAAAGUGAGCAAGACCGAGAAACCAAAGCCAGAAGAGGUGCCGGUGGUAGAAGAUGCCGAAGAAGAAAUAGAAGAAAUCUAUGCGGGUAUGAGCAAGGAGGACAUCGACGCGGUGGUCAAGGAGUGUGAGCAAAACAAGGCCCGGGGAAACGAAGCAUUUGGUACCGGAGAAUACGCUCAGGCAGUCUUGCUGUACACCCUUGCACUGGACAAGGCCGACGAAUUGCCGGACGACAAGGACAAGACCAAGCUUUUUGCCCGGGACGUGACGCUCUCGAACCGUGCCGCUUGCUUUCUCAAACUAGGACAGCACGAAAAAGCGGAAGCCGAUGCCAAGCUCGCGCACGAAUACAACAACCAAAACGUCAAGGCGUUUUUCCGCCACGGAUUGGCCCUGCACGCCAUGAAAGACUACAAGGCCGCCAUUUCCAUUUUGGCGCAGGCCUACAAGCUGGAGCCGAAGAACAAAUCGAUCAAGGAAGCUCUGAGAUUUGCGGAAGUCAGAUUGAAUCAGGAAAUGCGGAAACGGAUGGAGUAAUACCGUAAUAGAAUGCGUAGUACCAA